Molecule: messenger RNA, 889 nt
Organism: Hippocampus comes (tiger tail seahorse)
Lineage: Eukaryota; Metazoa; Chordata; Actinopteri; Syngnathiformes; Syngnathidae
Product: fibroblast growth factor 1-like
Exons: 4
Coding region: 107-685 (192 amino acids)
Molecular function (GO): growth factor activity
Source: RefSeq, a predicted model, not a curated record
AUGAGCCUGCAGGGUAAGACGGGGAGGUAGCUGUGUUGAAAAGAAAAACGUUUUUAAAAGGCAGGAUUGCGACACUGCACAAUCACUUCAUUUGCUCACAGGUGACAUGAGCGGAGAAGGCAGUGCGUCUGCUUCACAUCAUGAGCCUCGACGCUCCGGGAGGAUGUCUGAAGGAGAUGUGAUGACGCUGCCGAGCAACUCGCAGGGUGACUUGUCCCGGCAUGAGCCUCGCGCUCUCACUCGGCUGCAUUGUCUCAAUGGGGGCUACCAGUUGAGGAUUAUGCCAGAUGGGAGUGUCUCUGGUGGUCUCCUGGGCAAUGACCCAUAUGACAUCUUGAGGAGGUGGGCCACAAAUGUGGGUGAAGUUGUGCUGAUGGGUGAGAAUACCAAGAAGUAUCUAGCCAUGAACAAGAAAGGACGCCUCUAUGGAACAUUGACGCUCAAUGAUGAGUGUUACUUCUUGGAGAAAUAUGAGGAGAACCACUACAACACAUAUCGGUCACGGAAUUACCAGUGGUUCGUGGCGCUCAAGAAGAACGGAAAACCCAAACUGGGCCCCAAGGCGGACCUGAGUCAGAAGUCCGUCUUCUUCCUGCCGAGGUCGGUGGAUGGGCAUCAUGCCGCCGGUGAAACCGAACCGCAGGAUCAGACAGACUUUUGUUUGAACCAUUACCACACCGAGUAAUCCAAGUGGACUCGUAACAGAUUUAAUUUUUUGAAUGUGAGGCACUGCACACAUGAUGAGGAAAAAUAAAUAAAGAAAUAAAUAAAUAAGUGAUGACCAACACAGCACAUUAUACACAUAAUGACAACUCGACAGAUAAUCCUGAGUCACGCAUUGGGGAGGAAUAAUUAUUCAGCACAUGCUACACCACAUCAUUAUCACUCA